CUGUUGUGGCCGGAGGAGCUGCUGGUGGGCAGCAGGCGGCGGAUGCUGCUGGUAGUGGACUCGGACAUGAGCGGGGAGUUCGGCAGGCUGCAGGGUCAGCAACGGGGCACAGCGCCGCUGCUGUGCCUCAUGUCUCCCGCCCGAACGACCCACGGGUCAUUCCUGCCGCCUGACGUGGCGGCGCGGGUCGGCUCGCUCACCACCAUGGCACUCGCGUGCCCCGCCCAGGCGCUGUGUGUGCUGUGCGGGGAGCCCGACCCGGCGCCCGCCACCCUGCAGCGGCUGCAGGACGUAUUGGAUGGGGAGCUCCUAAGACUGGGGAAGGCCUUGGCGGAUCAGUUGGGGGCCGCGGCGAGCAUUGCUGCCGCCACCGCCACGGCUGCAGCUACGGCAGCCGGUUCCUCCUCCUCCUCAUCAUCAUCAUUAUCAUCAUCGCCAGCAGCAGCACCGCUAGCAGCAGCAGCAGCAGCCCCUGCCUUUGCGGCCUGGGGCCCCGUGUUCCAAGAUGCGUUAGCUCGCCGGCUGCUGCUGCACUUUGCGUUUUUCAGGUGCUGCAUGUCCAUGCUUGCGAACCCGGGAGGAGCUAGCAGCAGCAGCAGCAGCAGCAGCAGCAGCAGCAGCAGCAGCAGCAGCACCAGCGGUGGCGGUGGCGGUGCGGCAGCGGAGUACCUGCCGACCUGCUUUCCGCCGCUGCCGCCCGCCGCUGACGUCGCUAGCGAGGGGCUGCGACAGG
Messenger RNA from Astrephomene gubernaculifera, 733 nucleotides. Lineage: Eukaryota; Viridiplantae; Chlorophyta; Chlorophyceae; Chlamydomonadales; Astrephomenaceae. The record is from the annotation of a GenBank genome assembly.